This is a messenger RNA of Strigops habroptila (Kakapo), 4700 nucleotides long. RefSeq names its product elongator acetyltransferase complex subunit 4 (gene ELP4). The transcript has 10 exons. The coding region runs from base 16 to 1230 and encodes 404 amino acids. The record is from RefSeq and is a predicted model, not a curated record. Gene Ontology annotation, cellular component: transcription elongation factor complex; cytoplasm; elongator holoenzyme complex. Gene Ontology annotation, biological process: tRNA wobble uridine modification. NCBI's taxonomy places the organism in Eukaryota, Metazoa, Chordata, Aves, Psittaciformes, Psittacidae.
CGACGGGCAGCUGAGAUGGCGGCAGCGGCCGGCGGGGCGGCGCGGGGCCGCGGGGCCACCAGCUUCCAGCGGAAGGCCGUGGCCGGCAGCCGCCUGGCCGGUGUGGCGGGCACCCGGCCCUCCGUUCGCCACGGGCAGCUGCUGCUCUCCAGCGGGCUCCCCUCCCUGGACUGUGUGCUAGGUGGAGGCAUAGCUGUUGGAACCCUUCUUCUUAUUGAGGAAGAUAAAUAUGGUCUUUACUCCAAUUUGUUGUUCAAGUAUUUUCUCGCAGAGGGUGUUGUCUGUGGACAUGACUUAUUUGUUGCUUCUGCUAAAGAGCAUCCCAACAACAUCUUAAAGGAGCUUCCAGCCCCUUUGCUUGAUGAGCAAAGAAAUGAAUUGGGGAAAGAAGCAACAGCUGUUAAGUCUGAAGAUUUUCAGGAUUCUAUGAAAAUAGCCUGGCGCUACCAAAAUUUACCGAAAAUGGAGGCCAACCCAACAACAUCUCCAAAGUUUGGCCAUUAUUAUGAUAUUUCCAAAACAAUGUCUCCAGAACUGCUUCGGACAAUAAAAUGGCACAGUUUUUACCUUCCUGAAGAAUUGUCUUUACAGCCUACAGUGAAAACAUGUAAUAUGAACAGUGCUUAUGGAAGGCUGCUUCUAUCCAUUCAGAGGAUCAUUUACCAGGAAGGGUUUGAUGGCUCUGAUCCCCAGAAAAAACAAAAGAAUAUUUUGCGGAUAGGAAUUCAGAGUCUGGGCUCUUUGUUGUGGGGUGAUGACAUUUGUUGCAGCGAUACUCCUGAAGAUAUUCAUAGCCUUACAAAAUUCCUGUAUGUUCUCCGUGGCCUCCUCAGAAAAUCUUUGUCAGCCUGUAUCAUCACAAUACCUGCUCACCUUAUCGAGAAUAAAGCAAUUAUGGAACGUGUAACAAACUUGUCAGAUACGGUAGUUGCUCUUGAAUCAUUUAUUGGCUCAGAGAGAGAAACCAAUCCAUUAUACAAGGAUUACCAUGGUUUGGUUCAUGUACGUCAGAUUCCUCGGCUUAAUAGCUUGAUCUGUGAUGUGUCAGACAUGAAGGACCUUGCUUUUAGAUUAAAAAGGAAGCUGUUCACCAUUGAGCAACUGCAUUUGCCUCCAGACUUGUCAGACACAGUGAGCCGCGCAAGCAAACAGGAGCUGGCAGGAUCCGCCAAACUGCUGAGCUCAGGAUGUGGUGCUAUGGCCAUCGGCAAGAAGCACCUGGACUUCUAGUGAUUUCUCCUUAGCAGUUUCACUCAUAUUUAUAUGACACUCUAAUUAUGAGUGUUAAUGACUUAUAUAAAUAUUUUUCUUAAUGAUUUGACCCAGCAGUCUUUAAAAAUACAUGUGAUCAUAUGGUGCCGCCUUUUUUUUUUUCUUUUUGUUCAGUUUUCUUUGUACUAAUUUUGGGGUUGUUUGGAUUUUGCUUCUGUUAUGUUGGAUCCUGCCAUUGUUCUGCUCGACUGUCAACAUACAGUAUAUUUUGUUCCUUUCCUUAAAAUACAAAAAUUACUCUUGCCCCUUCAUUUCUAGAUGGGGUUUUUUUACAAUAAAAAAAAAAAAAAGCUAUAUUUUCCAAUGCAGUUUUUAUAUACUUACAUGCCAUUUUUUGUAUGCAUAAUAAGUUAAGUUGGACGGUUCAUUGAAAUAAAGGAAAGAAAUUAAGCAAUGUCACAUGUUAUUCCAAAAGCAAACUACACAGUUGUGGUUUUAAAACAUUUUUUAUAAUUGAAAUACCAUUCUUUAGGGCAAUAUUUGCAUUAGUUUAUUAAAUAUGUAAUGAUAAAUUUAAAAUAUGUAAGAUAGUUUUUAUUCUAAUAUGCCAGUAAUUAAGAAUGGUGGGGGUUUUAAUCAGCGAUAUAUUAUAGAUCAUUAUUUUGCCUUAUGGCUUACUACAUGCAUUAAAAUGCACUUGAAUGGAUUUUACUAGCCAUAGAGAAAUGAAAUUAUUUCCUUCUGUAGUUCAAAACAGUAAUCCUAAACAAUUGAAGUCAGCACUAUGAAAUUAUGUCAACAGACAUAAUUCAAGAUUGAAAUUCAAACCGACAGCUACAUUAAUGCUAGAAAACCAGAAGAGUGCAUUUGAGCUCGGGGUAGGGUAUCACAGCAUGCUGGUCUAAAGCAGGGCAGAAUAUACAAGUAAUUCACCUUCUGUACCCUCAGAUAUACAGUUUGUGAACUUCCAACUAUUUUGUAUGUAUCUCUCCGUGUAUCUCAUCAAACAAAAAAAUGGUAAAGCGAAGCUGACCUGUAAAUUAAAGUGGUUUGCAUUCUUUCUUCUGAGGCUGACUUCCAUUUUGAAAGGUAAUACCUUCUUCUUCGCAAAAGUUCCAAGCCACCCAGCUGUAAGAUUGCAUUACAGUUUCAAAAUUUAGUCUUUAUAAUAGUGUAUUACAUGGCUGGAGUGAAAUUGACUCUUCAAAGAACAUGUUAAUAGGAUGCAAUAAUGGUAACUUAUUUUGAUGGGUUUGGAACCAAGAGUUGGUUAAGUGGUUGCUUUUUUUUUCCCUGCGAUGCAGGUUCUUCUUUAUUUUUUUCUUGACAACGCUGUGUAAAACAAAGACAUAGCUUUUAAAACUGUCUAAUACGAUGAAUGUCAAUCACUUAAAAAACUCCACUGUAGCAUAAACACAUACUGUAUACAGCUUUUAUUCUGAAUUAGAAUAAUUGAAUCAAUGACAGUGAUUUGCCAGGAUGUCAAAUCUAUCCAUCAUAUCCUGUCACUACCAGUUUAUUUUUUGUGAUCAAAAUCAAAAAGACUACUAUUUUGUCAUCAGCUAUUUCAUUAGUAGUAACAAUCAGGUUUUCUCUUCUAUAUUUUUUAGAUAUGCCUGUUAUAUUUUUUAUUUCUAAAGACACAAAUCCUUUUUAAAUCUUUUCAAAAUAAAGUUUCAGAACUGAACUGUCAGUUUAAUAAAGCAAAAAGACAUCUACUUUCCUAUGCCAAUGUAUUUAAAAUAUUAUCAUUGAUGUCUCAAACAUUUUUUCUCUUUUUGUGUUAUGUGUUGAAUUGAAUGGAAGUUUUCAUUAGAUACUUAAUUGUGCCUUUUGAAAGCAUGAAAUAAUUUAAACACUUAGGAUAAAGUGAUUUUUAACAAAGGGGAAGUUUUACGUAGUAUGUCUUUCUAAUGUAUAUAACACAAAACACAGUAUGUCUUUGUGAAAUAUAGUCACAGGACAUAUAAAUUGCUGCCAAUAUACUUAAAUAGGUCAUUGACUUCACAUACAGGGGAGAUAAUAUCAUGAAAGUCACAGUCAGUUUCUAGUUAACAUAUUAACUGAAAAUUCUUUCCAAGUAGCAUGUAUAUUCCAUCUAUGUGGAUGUGUAUAUGUGCAUCCUCUUCAUUUAGAAGUUCAAUUUCAAAAACUUUGGUAGGUUAAUAUCAAAGCUGACAAAUAUUUUGUAUAAUAAAAGGAAUUCUUUCUGCAAAUCUGGAAUAUUUUUUUCCUAAGUUACUAAACAUGCUUUGUAAAGUAAGUGUUAGAGUAUACAGAUGUGCAUUGUUGUUUACCUAAGGCAAAAACAUGGAGCAAAAAUUCUCUUCUUUGCUUCCAAAAUAUCGUAUCAGUUACAACAACACAUGACAGUGACUUGGUUGAUCCAGCAAACUGGGAAGUGAAAUAAUGGCAUGUACAUGCUAUCUGAUAGUAUCUAGAUGUAUAGUAGAUAAAGUGUAGAUUUCAUUCAUUACACCAAAAGCAAUUUUGACUUGGGAAGCAAGAAAAGCAUUUACAUGGUGAUUUUCUGUGGCUUUUCCCCAUAACCACUCUGUGGCUAUCAAGUUCCUGGUAUAAAACAUGCUUCAGUUCCUUCUUCUCUUGAUUUGAAGACAAACAACUAAGGGGUGCAGCUCAGGUAAUUGAAGAAUGGGUGCAGCCUCUUUUGAUAGGCUGUUGCAACAUGCUACCAGCUUCUUUUUGCAUCUUCAAAGCCCGCUUCUUGGCUUGUAUGGAAAAUCUGGGCGAUUCUUACACCUGCUCAGAGGGCUCUUUUCCACAGAGAUUGAGGUAUGAGGCUUUUCUGUUUGUUGCGAUUUUUUAAGCAGAACUUCCUACUUUUUAGCAGGCUACAAACUGAAACCGCUAAACUCAGCAAGGAAACAAUAGAUUCAUCCCGGUGAAGACGUUCCCAAUUCAGCACAAGAACCUGAUCUUCACAGAAUUGUGACACACAGUCAAGAAAGCAGUAAUGAAAUUUAAAACGUUGUGUCUUUAAUAUGUCAAAUAAGAAUUCUUUAUAUAAUUUCUGUUGUGUUGAGGUUUUCAAAAUAUAAGUAUUGGGAACAUGAAUAAUAUUAUGAUGGAUUAAGUCUUCUUCUAUGUUUGUAAAGAAAUUUCAGAAGCAAUUUCAAGGAUGCAGCUGAAUUCAAUUUUCUGUAACAGUAGCUACAAGCGUCUGAAAAUGGGCAUUCAGCCACUUCAGAUUUGAUAUGCGUGGUAGUACGCACUGUAAAUCUAAUAUAAAAUAGUGAUGUUGCUCCAAACACGGCUUUUGAAAAAGUGCAAAGGUCUAACUUACAAAAAUCCUUUACUGUGCCAGUAUUGGAAAGUGAGCUAUUAAUAAAGUUUUUCUGAACCCACAAGGUUGUGACACACCCCUUUAAAAAACUAUGUAUAUUACAAGUAUUACACACACACUCAUAUUAAACCUCUGUUUCUCCAGGAUCAUCUAUUAGAAAUUUAAUAAAGUGUUCUUCUUCUUU